Messenger RNA from Dermatophagoides farinae (American house dust mite), 447 nucleotides. RefSeq lists its product as uncharacterized. Lineage: Eukaryota; Metazoa; Arthropoda; Arachnida; Sarcoptiformes; Pyroglyphidae. The record is from RefSeq and is a predicted model, not a curated record.
CCAAAAAAACCAACCAAUCAAUCAUGUAUUUCGUCUCUAAAUCAGUGAUUUUCUUUGCAGCAAUCAUUUUGAUAGCUAAUUAUCCAUCAUCGGUUAUUUCUGGACCAACGACCGAACAUCCGAUUGUUGAAAAUGAAGAUGAUUUUGGUUUUGAUGAUGUAUUGAACAUAUUUAAAAAUACUGGUAAAUUAAAUGCACAAAUUGCUAAAAUCAUAGCGGAAACAAUUCGUUUGCUUGAAAUUGAUGAUGAUCAUGUUUUGGUUAGAUGUGCAGCAUUGAAAGCAAAAUUGAUGGCAACAGAAACCGCAAUGAAUAUAAUUAGAUGUCAUAAAGCAGAACGAAAAGAUUCAUUUGAAUGUAAACAUUUACAACGAUUGCUGGAUAAUCUGAAAAGAGAAUUAAAAUAUGCCAACUGUCCAUAAACAUGGUGUUUGUUUGAAUGUUGAA